Molecule: messenger RNA, 3710 nt
Organism: Mus musculus (house mouse)
Lineage: Eukaryota; Metazoa; Chordata; Mammalia; Rodentia; Muridae
Gene: Gstz1
Product: glutathione transferase zeta 1 (maleylacetoacetate isomerase)
Exons: 9
Coding region: 2332-2817 (161 amino acids)
Biological process (GO): L-phenylalanine catabolic process; aromatic amino acid metabolic process
Cellular component (GO): cytoplasm
Molecular function (GO): catalytic activity; glutathione transferase activity; maleylacetoacetate isomerase activity
Source: RefSeq, a predicted model, not a curated record
AGGGACCUGAGCUAUGCCCAUACAAUCAUGGAGGCUCAACCACUCCAUAAUACUGCCUUUGAGACUUAACCAAAUCAAUGCAGUGGUGGUCUACAUCACAGUGAGUGAUGGUCCACAUAAAACUGAACUGAAUGACCUGCAUCUCUUCAGGUAAUGUGUUAGUAUUUAAGGAAUAGACAUGGGAUGUGCAUUUUAAUUACCGCCAAUGAUACCAAAGAUCAGAAUCAAUCGAAACUGCUUUGCACAGGUCAUAACUGGUAGACUGUUCUUAGACUAUAUUCAUACUGCUGGCCCCUCAUCAGGACUUAUUUGUAAGAGGCUGAGUCCAGGGCCCAUCACCCCCCUGCUUGGAGUUUCAUUGACAGCAGCCGUAAUUAAAUCAUAUGAGACAAACUGAACAGAUGUGGUUUCUGCCUCUGUCAGCCAUGCUGAUCUGAGUAGCUAAUAGAGUUGUGGAUUAACAUGAAACAUCUGCCAGAAACCAAGGCAAUGCAUGAUGGAGGGGUAAUAAAGCCAAUUGGGAGAGAAAGCCCUUCAUCAAUGUCCUGGACAGCCAGGCAGUGGUGGUGCACGCCUUUAGUCCCAGCACUUGGGAGGCAGAGGCAGGCGGAUUUCUGAGUUUGAGGCCAGCCUGGUCUGCAAAGUGAGUUCCAGGAUAGCCAGGGCUAUACAGAGAAACCCUGUCUCAAAAAACAAAACAAAACAAAAAACAAUUCUCUCUUUCUCCUCUAAGUCUAACCCCAAAGCCAGAUAAGAUUCAGACGGGCCACCUAAGACAAGUGGCAGCUGAUGAUGGACAACCACACGUGCCAAGAAUGUACCUAGGAUGCCCUAACUGCAUUUGACCUGGGCCAUUUCUUAGGGCUGUGCUUGCAAUAAGAGAUAUGGCAAUGUCUCCUAUGAGAACAGAGCUAAUUAAGGCUUGUGAGUGUUAAAAUAGAUUUCCCAAACUCGUUAGUCCUUGGCCAUUAUGUAACCCACUGUGGGUACACCUAUCUCUUUGGGAUACAGUCAUGUAUAGUAGGAUUUGACAGGGGGUGGAAGAACCUAACUCUAAAGGUGCUGAUAUUCAUUCCCCUUCCUGUGAUUACGCCUUUGUGUUUAACCCAGUAGUUACAGCUCCCAACAGUCAUAAAAUGCACCUAAUUUAUUAAUUAGCUUCACAGUAAUUUAUUAGUUUCCUAUAGGAGCAGCCCUGUCAGUGUGUUUGCUUGCUCUUGAGUAAGAUCCACUUGUGACACCUUCUAUGCUAAGUUUCUGUUUGGUGAUAUAGAGAAGAUAAAACAUCCCUUCCAGCUAAAGAUCAAGUAACUCUGUGAGCUUGGGAAAUGGAAUUGAACCAAGCCUCAAGCCACCAUCUGUAUCAUACAAAGUAAGGCCUAGAAAAUAAUUCUCACAGGAUAACACCAGACCUGUUGCUCAGAAUCUGUGCCGCCAUCUCCCGAUACCCAAACUAUCCUUACUCUAUAGGAAUCUUUUUCUUUGAAAAUCACGCUUUGGGAAAAUUAUGUUCUACGAAUUUACUAAUUUCUCAGCCAAGUUCAAAGAACCUCUGAGUAUCACCAUUUUAAAGCCAGGUGACUAGAAGACAUGAGGACAACUCCUGCAAACUCCGAGUGUGGGACCCCCACCAGGGCAAACCUAUUCUCCGAGGUUUGACACACCGGAAAGCUUUCCCCAGCCACCCCCUACUCCCCUCGAAAUACAACUGAGUUUCUCUACCGCCAAGGACCUGUCGUGCCUCCGAUGAAUCCCGCCCACUUCGCGCCCUCAAGCCAAUCAGAGGGUGGCGUCACUCCCUCUCAGUUGCCAUGGUGCCCGCCAAGUCCUUUCCGCCACUUACCAGAUGUGAGCAGGCUGGUCCAGCCGGUGAAAGCGGGUGGCAAAGGACAGCAGCGUCACCACAGCCAACGUGGCCCACCACCCUGCCGCCUGGAAGCGCCGCGAGCUCCAAGCAGGCCGUUUAAGUUUCCGUGCUGCAGCCUGGGGGACCACGUCUCGGCUCACGGCUCUGGCAGCCUGCGGCACACAGCGGCCCCUACGGGGACGCAGCUCGGAGCCCGCUAGGCCACCGCCUAUGGCCGGCGGCAUCCUCCCCUUCCGAAGGAUCACCCUCCGGGCCGGAGGCACGCCGGGUCUUGUCCGCUGCCCCGUCAAGGGGUCAUAAGAAGGCGUCUCGAGCCUAUCCUCUACUCCUAUUUCCGAAGCUCCUGUUCAUGGAGAGUUCGAAUUGCUCUGGCGUUAAAAGGCAUUGACUAUGAGAUAGUGCCCAUCAACCUCAUAAAGGAUGGCGGGCAACAGUUCACUGAGGAAUUUCAGACCCUGAACCCCAUGAAGCAAGUGCCAGCGCUGAAAAUUGAUGGAAUCACCAUUGUCCAGUCACUGGCCAUCAUGGAGUACCUGGAAGAGACUCGGCCUAUCCCACGGCUCCUGCCUCAGGACCCACAGAAAAGAGCCAUCGUGCGCAUGAUUUCUGACCUCAUCGCUAGUGGCAUCCAGCCCCUUCAGAACCUGUCUGUCCUGAAGCAAGUGGGACAGGAGAACCAGAUGCAAUGGGCCCAAAAGGUUAUUACUUCCGGCUUUAACGCUCUGGAGAAGAUUCUGCAGAGCACAGCAGGGAAGUACUGCGUAGGAGAUGAGGUAUCCAUGGCUGAUGUGUGCUUAGUACCCCAAGUGGCAAAUGCUGAAAGGUUCAAGGUGGAUCUAAGCCCCUACCCUACCAUCAGUCACAUCAACAAGGAGCUGCUAGCCUUAGAGGUUUUCCAAGUGUCUCACCCCCGUCGACAGCCAGAUACCCCUGCCGAGCUGAGGACUUAGCUCCCAAACCAUGCCCAUUGGUACAGGGAAGGGAGUAGGCCCAGAUGCUGGGUGUUCUACUGCUGUGAAGAGACACCAUGACCAUGGCAACUCUGACAAAGAAAGACGUUCAAUUAGCUUACAGUUUCAGAGAUUCAGUCCAUUAUCAUGAUGGUAGAAAGCAAGGCACAUGUAAGGCAGUCAUGGUGCUGGAGAGGUAGCAGAGAAUUCACAUCUGGAUCCAAAGGCAGCAAGAAGAGUGACACUGGGCCUGCUGUGAGCAAUCUGAAACCUCAAAGCCCACCCCCAGAGACACAACGUCCUCCAAGAAGGCCACACCUCCUAUUAGUGCAACUCCCUAUAUGCCUUUUUAUUCAAACCAGAACAGGCCCAGAAAUGAAUGCAUUAUAGCAGAGGAUUUGAACUUGAGCUCUUUCCUCAGGAAGCAGCAGAUUCAUGGAGUCCAGGCUAUUUCUUCCAGGUCCCCGUAUUAAAGUUUUCUCUAGCAACAUGAAGCCAGUUCGAUAUAUCUUCCUUCUGCUUGCACUAUAGUCACUACAGUCUGCAUUAAUUCUCUUAUCUGUCACGUGUUAGGAGGGGGUAGGCAGAGACAUGACCAGCUCUCACCGGCUAAUGUUAAUUGUCAACUUGAAAUAAAGCUAGAAUCACCAGGGAGAAGGGCCUUUAUAAAUGUCUGUUGGGGGUUAUAUUGGUACCAUUGAGGUGGGAUGGCACCCAGCAUGGAUGGCACCAUUCCCUAGGCAGAGGAUCCUGGGGCCCAGAAGAGUAGAGAAGGAGUGGAGCAACCACCACACGUGCAUUAUGAUCAGCUGCUCACGCUGAUGUCUUGACUUCCCUGCCAUUAUGGACUAUACCCUGAAACCAUGGGCUAAAAUAAACCUUCUCUCCUUUAA